This is a messenger RNA of Portunus trituberculatus (swimming crab), 1985 nucleotides long. RefSeq names its product SET domain-containing protein SmydA-8-like. The record is from RefSeq and is a predicted model, not a curated record. Gene Ontology annotation, molecular function: protein binding. The coding region runs from base 396 to 1943 and encodes 515 amino acids. Lineage: Eukaryota; Metazoa; Arthropoda; Malacostraca; Decapoda; Portunidae. The transcript has 9 exons.
UUAUUAUUCUCGAAACUGCCACGCGAGCCAGCAGACACUCUCUCACUCUCUCUCUCUCCCUCUCACUCAUGCCUCCCUCUUUCUCUGUGUCCUCUCCCAAUCGGUCUCCAGGUGUCCCUCGUGCGUGUGGUUAAAAGUUGGACACCAGAUUGAGGCGAGCAAUGGACGUGGUGAGGCGUGACUGAGUGACUGGCAGGCAGUGACAAGAUUUCUGCAUUACUAACUGGAGAAACUCUUGAAAACCUCGCCAGUCAUCUCUGUGGCCCUUGAAAACAGUCGUGGUGAGAGAGAAAAGCGAUUCUGAACACGGACCUCAAAACCCCAAAGACAGCGUGACACGUCCAUCUCUCUCUCCCUCAGCGUAGGACAAGAGUGAGAGGUGAGAGCAGGACAGGAUGGCGGAGGGCGGCGGGGUGUGUGCUGUGUGUCGGAAACCAGCCAAACAGUUCUGCUCCUCCUGCCGAAGCGUGUUCUACUGCAGCAGGGAGUGUCAGAAGCAGGACUGGAAGACACACAAGACACGAUGCAAACCUUAUGUCAUCCAGAACCACCCCGUCUUUGGCAGACACACGGUGGCCACGAGGGACAUCAGGGCGGGCGAGGUCAUCCUGCGGGAGGCGCCGGUGGUGGUGGGGCCCAAGCAAUGCUCCCCCCCACUCUGCCUAGGCUGCCACCGCCCCCCCGACGGCUCCUAUUGCUGCCCUUCCUGCCACUACCCUCUCUGCGGGCCCCAAUGCAGAGCCGCCCCCGUGCACAAGCGAGAGUGUGCAGUGCUGUCCCAGGCCAAGAGCAGGCUGACGGUGGACAGAUUCGACGCCCCACACCCCGCCUACGAGUGCAUCACGCCCCUGCGCUGCCUGCUGCUGAGGGAGGCUGACCCGAAGCACUGGGAGGCCGUGAGUCAGCUCCAGGACCACAGUGAGGCAGUGAAGGCCAGCGAACUGCACGGAGUCAUUCAGCGCAACACAGUAGACUUCCUCAGGGGGUUUAUGCGGUACGAGGGGGCCAGUGAAGCAGAGAUCUACCGUAUGUGUGGCGUGGCGGUGGUGAACAGCUUCGAAGUGCGACACAACGGGAGCAGAGUAAGAGCACUGUAUCCACAAGCCGCUAUGCUCGCCCACCACUGCGUCCCCAACACCAAGCACGCCUUCGAUGCUAACCUGACCAUGAUCCUUCGCGCCACGGUGGCCAUCAGGAAGGGCACCGCCAUCACUGCCACCUACACCAACACCUUCUGGAACACCAUGCAGCGACGGAAGCAACUCAAGCUCAGUAAGUGCUUCCUGUGUUCGUGCCAGCGCUGUGCCGACCCUACCGAGCUCAGCACCCACUUUGGCACUCUAAUGUGUGGGGAGUGUGGGACAGGCUUCGUUCAGCCCAUCACACCCCUGGACCUGCUCUCUGACUGGGUGUGUGGCAAGUGUGGUGUGGUGGUGAUGGCCAAAACGGUGUUCUGGGGCGACCAAAUCUUGCACAAGGAACUGAAGGGGCUGGACCAGAGCAACGCGAGGCCCUUUGAGGAGUUCUUAGAGCACUACAAGAAGGCGCUACACCCCGGCCACCGCUUCCUGGUCGAGGCAAAAUACGCACUGGUCAAAAUUUACGGAAACUCGCCCGAACAUCGCUAUAGAGACAUGAGCCGGGAGCAGCUGGAGAACAAGGCCAAGUACUGCCGGGAGCUGCUGCAGCUGGCGGAUGUGUUAGCGCCGGGCCAGUCCCUGUUGCGGGGCACUCUGCUGCUGGAGCUGCAGGCCGCCCUGGUGGCCCUCGCCAGGCUGCUGCUCUCCAACGAUAUCAUCACACAGGAAGACUCCAAGGACUAUAUGACGGAGGCGGUGAAGCAUCUGAAGGAGGCGUCGGAGAUCCUGCGACACGAGCCGGAGAUGGACGAGGGAGGGCUGGACGCUAAACUCAAGAAACUGUCUGAGGAGCUGGAUGUGUGAAGGAGUGGUGGUGGUAGUGGUGGUGGUGGUGGUGGUGGUGGU